AUGGACCAUUUGGCCGCAUUGGGAGCUCCGUGCAGGGUGCAGACAGGAGUCUGGAUGCUCCUAUUCCUGGGAAUCUUGGGAAGUGUCUGCCCACUUUUGGUGGGCGCCAUGGAGCCUCUUUCAAGGGCCCCUUUUAUGGCCUGUGUUGGGACAGAAGUUAUCAAGAGGACGACAUGGGAACAUACACAAAUCCUGGUUGACAAGUGGCCUGACAUCGAUCUCCCCCACUCCCGCGUGAUACGGAAGGUUCUAUGGGCCAUUACACACAAUGAUAUGCUCGAGGAGCAUGCUGAGGACUGCGGCUUUGCACUGGCAACUGUUCUGCUGGUUGCACUCCGUGCUAUUGAUUAUGACGAUGGGCGUCAAGAGGCUCAGAAAAUGUUCCAUUACUUGACCACGGCUUUAAUUCCGAAGCUGCAGCCAUAUUUCCCAACAGCGGCGAAAGAUGACUGGGCACCGGACUUGAAUGACUUGAGGAUCUAUCCGUUCUUGCUCGGUUUAGAGCCCCAACAUGACUGCUACGGCACGACGUUGCGGCUCUUCGUGUACAAACUGCCUGAAUUGACCAAGGGCGUCCUGCACUGCCAUCAUGGUCAGUGGGGCUUGGAGGCCCUGAUUCCUCAUUGGCUUCGCCAAGGCUCAUGCUUAACGGAGGAUCCUGACCAGGCUGACUUCUUUCUGGUACCAUGGCACACGUGGUGUGAUCGCAUGGUUUACAAGAUGAACCAAACUCGACGAGAAGUCUCCGCGGUGUACAUCGACAUGAUCAAGCGCAAAGACGACAUGCUGCCAUAUUGGUCCAAGAAUGAUGGCUAUGACCAUGUGUUCGUCUUUUCGGACCAGGGCAUGAACUUCUUUCCUGAAUGGCGGGAUUACAUCCCUCACUCAAUGUUCAUCGUCACGGAAGCCUUGACGCCCAGAUGCGGCCCGAGUUGCUUCAACGCUUGGAAGGAUUUCGUAGUCCCAGGCCACACAGAUUAUUUCCGCUACACGCGGAUGGCGAAAUUCAAUUUGCCUUCCGAGCAAAGAACGUUGUUAUUCAAUUUCCAUGGCCGGCAUCCUGGCCUGAACGACCUCUACAAGAAAAACUUCGUGCGAGGCAACAUCAUCAAGGUCUUCGAUGGGCUGGAGGGUGUGAGCGUAGGCGGAUUCACAGAUGACUACUUCGAGCGAAUGGGCGCAUCACAUUUUUGUUUGGUGCCUAUGGGAACCUCGUCUUGGACGAAUCACCUGUAUGAGGCCUUCUUUGCAGGUUGCAUACCAGUGAUUCUCAGUGACGGAUUCAAGGUACCCUUUGAGAGCUUCUUGGACUGGCCCAGUUUCUCUGUAAAGUGGCCAAUGGAGGACGUCAGCAUGGAUCUGUACAACUUCUUGCUGAACACUCCAGUGUGGAUGUUGCGCAGGAUGAAGGCGCAGUUUUGGGUUCAGCAUGCAAACCACCCAUAG
Symbiodinium sp. CCMP2592 is the source of this 1446-nucleotide messenger RNA. The record is from the annotation of a GenBank genome assembly. Lineage: Eukaryota; Dinophyceae; Suessiales; Symbiodiniaceae.